AUGAAUAUUGUCAGUUCGAGAAUGGCUUUGCGUAAGCACCCACUGCCAAAGCCGACGGACCAGUCGGAGGAUCUUUUGCAGUAUCUUGUGUCCCAUCUUGUGCAUUGCGAUUCGGUGUUCGCGGACGAAAAGCAGCGUCUCUACGCCCUCUCGGGGCUCAAUCUGUCCUGCAUCUCUGCCAGUCGAGCCGUAUCUUUUUUUGACAGGAGACACCGCCUUCAAUUUCAGGCAGACGGCACUUUGGUACCACCUGUAGACACGUCAGCUAAGGUUAGAACGCCUUUGUCUUCCAUCGAGGAGGCCCAGUGUGAUUCAGGCACCAAAAUCAACAUGCAAAACGACGAUCAUGCAAAAGGAGGCUCGAUAUCCGAGACGAGCUCGUACUCUGACUCGGAAGUCGAUACGGCGAGCGACAGCGAUCACCAGUCGGACUGUUCCAGUGUCACAGAUGACGGGUACCUUAACGGGAAUGAGGAGACGGGCACUAUUCUUUGGCGGCACGUGGAGUUCUAUAUUGUUCGUAACCCAGUGCCUGGACGUCGCCAUAUCUUAGCCGCCAUUGUGUCCAUCCUGCAUACUAAAGGGGAAGGAAGGAAGUUUCGGCUGAAGAGAUACGUUAUCAAGCACGAGGAUAAUUUGAUAUUCGAUGUGUUAUCACAGCUUCUGGCGCUGGCAAUACAUGAUGAUAUCUUCGAGGCUACUAUUCAAGAUGUGUCCCAUAUAUACACAGUACCAAUUCCUGAUCAUCGAAAGGGCAUCCAGCUGAAGAUAAAGAGAGAAAAGCUGGAUGUGUCGGUUUUCCUCCAAGACCUGGAGCCGAUAUGUCAAACGGAUUGGAGUGCGAAGUGGCCAGGAACGUAA
Molecule: messenger RNA, 861 nt
Organism: Aspergillus luchuensis
Lineage: Eukaryota; Fungi; Ascomycota; Eurotiomycetes; Eurotiales; Aspergillaceae
Exons: 3
Coding region: 1-861 (286 amino acids)
Source: RefSeq, a predicted model, not a curated record